Messenger RNA from Australozyma saopauloensis, 2502 nucleotides. RefSeq names its product Mub1p (gene MUB1). NCBI's taxonomy places the organism in Eukaryota, Fungi, Ascomycota, Pichiomycetes, Serinales, Metschnikowiaceae. Gene Ontology annotation, cellular component: MUB1-RAD6-UBR2 ubiquitin ligase complex. The coding region runs from base 1 to 2502 and encodes 833 amino acids. The transcript has a single exon. Gene Ontology annotation, biological process: ubiquitin-dependent protein catabolic process; establishment or maintenance of cell polarity. The record is from RefSeq and is a predicted model, not a curated record.
AUGAGAGAAUCCAACUAUAGAUCCAUUGCCAACAACAGAGCCGCCGUCACCAUCACCACCAGCCUCUACGACCGGCGGGCGCUCGACGUCACCUCCGAUAAGCCGCUCGUCAACUCGUUGAACCACUUGACGUACUUGGUGUCGUCGAGUGCGAAGGUGCGCGAGACGUUGGCCAACGACGGCGGCAUCGAGCGCUUGGUGGCCAUUCUCCACGAGUGCCAGUCCUGUAGGUUUGCGUCUCUCGAUGCGCUCCACACCAGCGAGCAGAAGCUCUUGACCGCAUGGAAGUGGACCUUGGCGUUCCAGUGCAUCGUGCUCAUCGGCACCCGCGGAACUGAAAAGAUACGACAGAAGGUGGUCUGCGCAGGCAUGCUUCCCGUCAUCGCCACUAUUUUCGAUAACUACCGCUGCCUUCGUGACCAUGCCUUUGCUGCUGGUCAGUCUACGGUGACUGGGCCUCCCGCGUGUCCGUAUAUGAUGGGCCAAUUUGACAAUGCCACUGCGACCGGCGGAACUGCUUUAGCGCCUGGUAACAACGGCCUUCCUGGUAUGGCCACUGUGCCUCAAAAUGGGCCCGCAGGUGGCUUUGGCUUGGCACUCCAGCCGAAUAUGGCUACCGACAACAUUAUUCCUCAGGCUGGUACCUUCAUGGAUAUUCGAUUGCCUGGAAAUGGGCCUGCUGCUCCUACUACCGCCAAUGUUGUUCCACCCACCGGAUUUGCGCCCGCUGCUACUGCCACUGCCCCCACUGCUGCUGUUCCGGUUGCUACUAAUCCAUUUUUUCAACCAACUGCCCCCAACCCUAUCCCUUCCCUUUAUAUGUUUCCUCUUGGUAACCAAUCUCCAGUUGUUGAAAAUACAAACCGGUAUCAGCUCAAUGCUCUGGGCGGCCUAACCUGUGAUGACUAUGACAAAUUGACAAUUCCGGAAUUGCUCAAACUCGUCAAGAACGACGCUGCCUCGAGCCCAUCCACCCUCGAAUCCAACCCAGGCAUAGCCAUCAGGAGAAGAUACUUGACAGUGUUGCUCCUAAACAAGUUGAAAGAAUCAAAGGAAAACGAGCUUCCUAUGAGCUAUUUGUCGGACGACAACUCGAUUGAGAUGGACACAAACUUGAACUUUUUGAUGGAUUUAUACUUGCAGGACGAGAGAUCAAUCCAAACCUCAAACACAAUCAGCACAAAGAUUGCUCCAAGAAACUUUACCGACAAAGGCAUCAUAAUUCCACGCGAUGACGACGUCGUAUGGUGUCUACAGCUUCUAGCAUACGUCUCCAAAUACCCCUACCUCAAGGACAUCUUGCAGAACACACAUUUAAUUCCCAACAUGAGCAUCAGAGAAAGGCAGUUGCGGAUGCUUACGACAGAGAAGAUCGGUUCCUCUAAUCAAAGAGGUCUCGGUCGGCGACCAAUCGGGAACAGGGAAACUCUAGUACCUAAAUCCAGAAAAGGGCGCCUCUUCACUCCUAACACCCUUCCUGGUUCUCAUGUUGGUUCCUCCAACAAUGUGAAUACGUUUAUAGAUGGAUGCGACCCAUCUCUGGAUCAUUUGUGCGAUGAUUUGAAUAUUCGAAAUGAGACAUUUAGCUUGGCUGGAAAUACUAUCGAGCAGUAUGAAAAAGUCAAUCACACUGCUUCUUCCACUGAGGACAAUCAUGAAUCUGACGUGGACUUGGAUGACUUCGACGAAGAUAGUGAUCACAAGGCAAAGGAUGAUGACGAAGAAGUCGACGAGUAUCUCUCCCAAUUUGAGGAUAAUGUUACUCUACAGACCCCAAACUCCACUCAUCUUAGCUCGAUGUAUGAUUCUAUUGUUGAUGCUGAAUCCAUUUCCCACGAUUUGGAAAGAAGACUCGCCCUCAAUCACUUGAGCUCAAAAAUGAGCCGUCUUGCCAAGUUAGAAAGCCAGAAAUUGUCUAACGCUAUAAUUGAUAAAAGAUUAGAGCAAAAAAAUAACUAUGCUGAGACUUGGAACUACAACACCUAUCAGCAUUUCGACAUUGACGAGGAUACUCAUGAUGGAUUCACGGAUGUGGACGAGUCUCUACUCCAAUACCAAAAAAUUAAUUUGUUUCCUAUGGUCGAGCAAUUCACCUUCUACGGUGGAACCGACAUGUACUACUGGUCUGGAGUAAUCAUGAGAAACUCUUGUCGUCGGAAUGACUUCAAGGGUGGCGUUAGACAAUGUGGUAACUUAGAAUGUGGAAAAUGGGAAAAAUAUCCCAGAGAGUUCAGCAAAUGCAAGAGAUGCAAACGAACCAAGUACUGCUCUAGAGAAUGUCAAACAAGAGCAUGGACUUGCCACAAGAACUGGUGUGUUCCAAGCAACUCUUCUAAUUCCACAGCUACUAAUGACUCCGUUCCAACUCAAGCUGAUGCCAAUACCGAACGUGCUGGAAACGUUGCCACGGCGGGAUCUGAUGGUGAAGGUAUUGCAUUUAGUUCCAGCGAGUAUCAGCUGGCUCACCCUUCCGAUCAAGAUUCGCAGCCGAUGGAUUUGUAG